Messenger RNA from Racocetra persica, 155 nucleotides. NCBI's taxonomy places the organism in Eukaryota, Fungi, Glomeromycota, Glomeromycetes, Diversisporales, Gigasporaceae. The record is from the annotation of a GenBank genome assembly.
AUGGGGUCCCCCACUGACAAAUUGCCCCCAUGGGGUAAAGACAAAGUAGCAAGCAAGUGUAAUCGUUGCUCAGUUGACAAGAAAUAUUGUUAUUGUGGAAGUAGAACUAUAAUUUGUUGGAAUUGGGAAGAUGUUGAAUAUGGGGAAUAUAAAUA